UUUUUUUUUUUCUUUUUUGAGAUGGAGUCUCGCUCUGUCACGCAGGCUGGAGUGCAGGGGCCUAAUCUCGCCUCACUGCAAUGUCCACCUCCUGGGUUCAAGCGAUUCUCCUGCCUCAACCUCCUGAGUAGCUGGGAUUACAGGUGUGCACCACCACACCCAGCUAAUUUUUAUAUUUUUAGUAGAGACAGGGUUUCACCAUGUUGGCCAGGCUAGUGUCAAACUCCUGGCCUCAAGUGACCCACCCGCCUCAGCCUCCCAAAGUGCUGGGAUUACAGGCAUGAGCCACCACACCUGGCCACCUCCAGCUCUCCCUAAUGCAUUUUCAAAUUUUAGAACGACUAUGGUUUGCAUGUGUCCUCCACGUGUUAGAGACUUGAUUCCCCAAUGCAACAGCAGUGAGUGGUGGGAUCUUUAGUGAUUAGGCCAUGAAGACUCUUUUCUCAUGAAUGAAUUAAUGCCAGUAGAGUGGGAAUAGGUUGACACGAUGAGUUCAGCCCCCUUCCCUCUCUCUCUUACCCAUGUGAUGCCUUCUGCCAUGUUAUGACACAGCAAGAAGACCCUCACCAGAUACAGGCACAUUGAUCUGGGACUUCCCAGCCUCCAGAACCACCAGGAAAUAAAUUUCUGUUCUUUAUAAAUUAACCAGACUGUUCUUUAUAAAUUAAACUUAGAUCAGUACUUGUCUUAGUUUGUUUUGUGCUGCUAUUAUGAAACAUAAAAUAUGAAAUAGCAGCACAAAACAAAGACAAGAACUGAUCCAAGUUUAAAUACCGAUUUAAAUGUCCAAAAGUUCCAUUCACCAUCUUUUCCAGUUCUCACUCUCCAUUUUUCUGGCAUUGGGGCCUCUUCUACUAUCUCUACAUCUAUAACUACUACUAACAAUAACAGCAACAGCUGCCAUUUAUUAUAUUAAGCAUUUAUAAGACAGGCAUUGUGUUAAUCACUGUGCACAUAGUACCUUUGUGUUAAUCACUAUGCACAUGUAUAAUCUCCACAACAAUUCUUUAAUUUAGAUAAGAAGCCUAGGCUUAGAGAAGUUAAAUAACUUGCCAAAGGUCAGCCAACCAAUAAACAGCAUAACAGAGAUCUGACCUGCCAUCUUCCUAACUCCAAAGUCCGCUAAGUUAACUACUAUACUAACAUGCCUCCUAGAAGGUCGCUACUCCCAUAGCCUCAGCGGACAUCUAUAUUACAGUUGUCCCUAACCAUCUCAUAAACUCUGAAGCAGCAUUUCCAGUUACUUAGUGGAUCUCUCUUUUUAAACUCCCCACAGAAACCUCAGAAUUAACACUGCCAUUAUUUCUCCUCUCCACUUCAAACCUGUUCCUCUUCCUGUGAUUUCUAACUUAAUGUCAUCACAAGCAAACAGCUGCUCAAACUAGACAUAUUAUCUUUGACUUCUCACUCUCCCCUACCUCUAGCUGGUCAUAAAUGUAGAGAUUUUAACAUCUAAAAAUGUCUCCAAAAUCUAUCCAUUCCCAUUGUCCAACAUUUCUCACCUACAUUCUAGUCUCCCUGCCUCUCUACCCUAAUGCAAUUUGCACACGAACUGUCAACUUUCUGAUUAUUCUACCUUCUAUGGCUCUCCACUGCCAAUGGAUGGGAGGACUCUAGACUUUUUAGGAUGAAGUAGAAGACCCCCUCAUAAUUUGGCUCCAAAAAUAGCUUCCUGCUCAUCACUUCCGCCAUGCAAUAAGAAGUGAUUAGGCCCUCAUGAAUGGAUUAAUGCCAUUAUAGCAGGAAUGGGUUCAUUAUCUCAGGAAUGGGUUCUUGAGAUGAGUUCAGCCCUCUCCCCUCUCUCUUGCCCACAAGAAACAACUCAAGAUAUUUCCAAAAGUGCCAUUUAAUUUUAAUCUUCAGCAACUUUGCUUAUGCUGGCCCCUGGAAUGCUCUCUUCCCCCUCUACAUGUGGCAAAAUUUUAUUUAACCCUCAGAGCUAAGCUCCAUCCCCUUCUUUUCAACAUGUUCCCCAUCAAUUUUUUCUCCAGCCAAAGCGCUCUACUCCCCCAGCACAUUAUUCAUUCCAAAAGUGAUUAAUUUGUCACAGCAUAUAAUGGUUAGUGGUUUAUCUCUUCUGAUGAACACUUAGUAUGCUGAGAAUAUACUGUGUCUUAACUUCUUUGUCUUCCCAGCACCCAACAAAGUGUCUCACCAUAACCAGCACCCAGUAAGUAUUUGCUGAGUUGUUAAAUAAUGCAACAUUUGCAGUUGUAACAUUACACAUCUUGGUUAGCAAUUCAACUUCAGGUUUACACACCACUCAAAAGAAUUUUCACAUAACAGAAGAUGUUAUAAAUAAAGACCAAGGGUUCAAUAUUCAGCAGCAGUGUCUUUAAUUAUUCUGAAAUCUCUUUGGUCAGUAUUUUUAAGCAUCGUUCAUCAGAAAGACUCCUUUCCCAACUAACAUUUGUAUAUUUUACAGGAUCAGCAGUAAAGACAAACCUCAGAGAGAUAAUCCCAAGCAAAACUAUGUCACUGAGGGUGACUGGAUGACUACUGGUACAUCAUUUCAGUAAAUUUCCAGUACAACGGCCCAAGUACAUCAGGUAGAUUUUAGAUAAUGAGACAUGCACCACUGACUACCUAAAAUACAUGCACAUUAGUGAGGCAUCGAUUCCAAUUAGUGAUUGAAAUCAAAAGUAUAUUAACAACCUGAUAUUGGUUCAAGCGUAAUAUCCUUUACUUUCAAGUAAGGAUAACACUUAUUCUUGUCAAAGACUGUACUCUGAUUAAUACAACCUCUAUCCCACCUUACAAGAAGGCUCUAUCUUAACAGUGGGAUGCUGAUAAGCCCGCCUUAGUCCUUAACACUUUGCCUUCUCAACCUGCUAAGCCAUCUCUCUCCAGUAUUUCCCUAUGAAAGACGUUCCGCUCCAGUUAUCAGACAUAAAAGUCGUCUUGGUAUAUCCUCCAACAACCAAAUUCACAUUAUUAUUUUCUCAGCCCCUGGUUUAUUUCUUAACAAAUUUUAACUUCUUUCAGAGACCAAGUCAAAUCUUGCCUCUUUCAAAGAGUUCCCUAACUCAGCCUACACAUCCUAUCUUUUCUGAUUUUCUACCACAUUUAUAGUCCUCAAACAGCACUGGUUACAUGCUAUUUAACUUGGUUUUAUAAUUAUUUUAUACAUCUCCUAGCUAGACUACUGCUCUCAAAGGAAGAAAAAAGACAGGUCUUCUGUGUCAUUUUUCACUCCAUAAUCCUCCUCCCACACCUAUCAUGAUGCUGGGCAGAGGGAGGCACAUGUACUAAGUACCUGAUGGACUGAACUAAAUGCUUUCUAUACAUAGAUACACCACUUGAGCAUAGCGUGCUAUAUAACAAAUAUCCAUUGCAUGACUACUCUGUGGCAAAUACAUUUUUCCUAUGUGUUAGACAUAGGGCAAGGAGGAAAACACGGGUGACUCCUGUCCUAAAAGCUAUUAUAGCGGAGGGAGGAAGACACUUUGAAUUCCGAGUAAUCUAAUAAGUGUUACAAAGCAAGGUUAUUACUGGUUCCAAGAGGUAACAUACUUUACAGAUCCUCAGUUAUGAAACGGAAUCAUAGAAUUUUAGACCUAAAUGAGAACCUUGAACUUAUUUUCCUCUAUCCUCUUACACAAAACAUUAGAUUUCAGUACAGUCUAUCUUUUCACUGGUUCUACACAUUGCCUUAAUCAACAGAAAGAAAAGACUGUCUUCUUCCCUGUCUCCAAUACUCCUCGCUCUCAAGUAUGGUAACCACAACCCCUACACAUCUACCCAUGAUAGAGUCCAGAGCACUGAGAAGAGAGCACCGGGCUGAGGAUGAGCUACACCUUUACACGCUGGGUUCUCCCAUCAUCAACACUUUCCAGCCCACACAGUGAACAGAAUCCGUAUUUUCUGUCCAGAAAAUAGCAGCCUGUACUGCCUUUAGGAAAAACAAACAAAACAUGCUUCCAUACUUCCUUGGACCUACUAAUGACAAAAACACAACACGGUUCUGGGAAAUAUAGCAAGAUAAUUGAGUCUAUGAGGAAGUAACAAAUGAGGAUGCCUAUCAGCACCUUGGUCUCAAAAUCUGUAGCAACAAUGUACUAAAACGCCAAGGAAACACAUGCACAUACAUGUGAAGUUAGAAACUCUAGGCAACAGGUUGGUUGCCCCGGAUCUAUACUGACAGGUCGCCCUCCCUAGGUCGUGGGUGUGUCUGAUGCCGCACGCAGGCACUGAUUCACAACUGUCUCCAUAACAACCAGCUCCUACUCAGAGGCUGGCCAGGGCAGGGGAGAUGAGGGCCCCAGCAGUCCCAAACUUUCCAAACCCCCACCCCAGGUUCCCGGGUUUCGCGGCCUCAGUCUCAGGCAACGUCGUCUCAGACAGGAUACGAGACUGCUAGAGAAUCUGGGCUGCUCCUGAUUCGAACUCCUCUCUUUGGGAGGCUGGUAGAGCCACCCCGGCUCCCCGAGACGUCUACUUCCCACUACACCUUCGUGGACUGCGAAAGGGACGGUUACCGCUCUCCAGAGCACCCGGGCCCAGGAAAUGACCCUCGUCAGGCCCCGUCCCAGCUCCUCCCCCGCCCCCGGAAAAAGCGGCGGAGGGGCGGGGAGCGGUGCGCGCGGAGACGGCGGGGGCGCGCGUCCCCGCGCCUGGGGCCUGCGCAGCAGGUGCGGCCAGGCCCCACAUCCCCUGCAAGGACCCGGCUACUCACCCCAGCGAUGUUCCUCUGAGACCAAGCAGCGACACAGAUGCCUCUUCCGCCCGCUCCGCACCCCCCUCUUCGCCACCACCCCCUUGGCCGCAGCCGUGGCCGCCGUCCUCGACGCCGCCCCGGCUGCCGCGGCGCGCGUCCGCUUUCACGCACUCCACCGUGGCCGCGCACGCGCCACUGCGCGCUGGCGUCACUUAGCAACCGAUCGACAGCUGGUUGCUGCGUCCGGGGAUGCAGGCCCAGAAAGUCGCCUAAGGCGGCUUCUGCGGCUUUUUCGCACCGACCCGACCUUCUGCCCCUCCAGAGCAGAGGACCCCAGGGUGUGGCUGCCCUGCCGGCACCUGGCUCCGGAUCAGCUAAGAUCCCUGUGCUUCAACUGUGGAACACUCUGGAGUCCAGGUGGGAAGGGCAGUGGCUCACUGGAGCAUGGUUUUCUUAUGGUGACGGCAGCAGCGCAGGAGCACAAGCCUGACCACAGAAACAUGUCGGGUCUCUGCCCAGGUCACAUCUGCUAACAUCCUCAGAUCCUACCACUCUCUUUCUCACUCACUCCACUAUAAUUGCUUUGGCCUCUUUGCUCUUCCCACUGCUCUUCCUGUGCCACCACGCCGGCUGAUUUUUUUUUUUUUUUUUUUGUAUUUUUAGUAGAGACAGAGUGCCCUCCCCUAGCAUAUUCAUUCCCAUGGCUCACUACCUCACUUCAGGUUUCAGCGUCAAUGUCUUUUGUCAAUGAGGUCUUUUCCAACCAACCUGUAUAAAAUAGCAACUUGACCUGUAUUCCACCUUUCUCCAUAGCAGCAACUAUCAACAUGCAACUUAUAUGUACACCCAUACAUGUAUACUUGUUUAUUUAUUUAUUGGCUUCUCCACUAGAAUGUAAGCUCUGUGAAUUUAGCACUUUGAUUUGCUCACUGCUGUUUCCCCACCACCUUUAGCAGUAACUGGCAAAUAGUAGAACCUAAAUAAAAAUGUAUUAAAUGAAGAAGUGAGAAACCAUUUAAUACCAAUCAGAUUGCAAAAAAGUAAAGUUUGAUCCCUCCUGUUGUUACGUUUGUGGAGCAACUUAACUCUUCAACACUGCUAGUAGACAUGUAUAGUACGAUAGUAUAAUCAGUGUUUCAGAGACUGCUCAUUUACUUCCAAUAUCAGUUCUCCCUUUCUUCCUUAGUAAUAGAAUCCACUAUUUUUUGUGGAGCAUUUAGCCACCCAGAAUAAAGAUGACACAUCCCAGUUUCUUGCAGCUAUGUGAUCAGGUGACUAAGUGCUGGCCAACAGUAUAUACUUGGAAGUCUUUCUUCUCCUCUUCUCCCUUCUUGCUGGCUGGAAUGCGUAUGUGAUGAGUGAAGUUUGAACAUCCAUAUUGCACUACAAGAUGAAGGCCACAUGCUAAAAAUGGUGGAGCAGCAGGACGGAAGUCUCCUGUAUCCCUGACGAUUUUGUGAAGCCACCACUCCACCCUUUCACUGCCUAGCUCUGGAUUUAUUUUAUGUAAGUGAGAAAUGUUCUGCUAUUUUUAAACCUGCUGUUAUUUUGGGCUUAAUAGCACUUGCAACUAAACCUAAUCUUAAUAGAUAAAUUACUUUGGAGAAUAAUUUGACAUAUCUAAUGAAGUUGAAGAUGGCAUGUGCCAGGACCCAGAAAUUUCACUCCUAGGUGUAACUCCUAGAUGUAACCUUAGAAAUAGUUCUCCCAGCUGGGCACAGUGGCUCACACCUGUAAUCCCAGCACUAUGGGAGGCUGAGGCAGGUGGAUCACCUGAGGUCGGGAGUUCGAGACCAGCCUGACCAACAUGGAGAAACCCCAUCUCUACUAAAAAUACAAAAUUAGCUGGGCGUGGUGGUGCAUGCCUGUAAUCCCAGCUACUCGGGAGGCUGAGGCCAGAGAAUCACUUGAACCCAGGAGGUGGAGGUUGUGGGGUGAGCCGAGAUCACACCAUUGCACUUCAGCCUGGGCAACAAGAGUGAAACUCCUUCUCAAAAAAAGAAAAAAAAUAGUUCUACCAUAUCUAUUCAUGGAGACAUGUACAAGCAUAUUCAUAGUGGUGUUGCUUCUAAUAAGAAAAAUAUGAAAGGCCAGGUGCAGUGGCUCACGCCUGUAAUCCCAACACUUUGGGAGGCCAAGGCAGGCAGAUUACCUGAGGUCAGGAGUUCGAGACCAGCCUGGCCAACAUGAUGAAACCCCAUCUCUACUAAAAAUACAAAAAUUAGCCGGGCGUGGUGGCACAUGCUUGUAAUCCCAGCUACUCGGGAGGCUGAGGCAGGAGAAUUGCUUGAGCUUGGGAGACGGAGGUUGCAGUGAGGCAAGAUUAUGCCACUGCACUCCAGCCUGGCCGAAAGCACGAGACUCUGUCUCAAAAAAAAAAAAAAAGAAAGUCUUUAAUGUCUAGAAACAGAAGAAUGGAUAAAUAGUGGUAUUUGCAAAACAAAUAUUUACAAAAUAAAACAGUAUACAACAGGGGAUAUGAAUUAACUAGCAUAUACAUGACACAGAUUAGCUGUAUAUUAUAUUUUUGCAUACUUUUUUUAAAAAGCAAAAGAAUAUUAUAUAUUGCUAAGAAGAGAACACUCUUCAUCUUGCUCCUAACCGAAAGUGUUCCUCUUGGCUGGGCGCUGUGGCUCACGCCUGUUAUCCUAGCUCUUCAGGAGGCUGAGGUGGGCUGAUCGCUUGAGUCCAGGAGUUUGAGACCAGCCUGGGCAAUAUGGUGAAACCUCACCUUUACUAAAAAGACAAAACAUUAGCCAGGUAUGGUGGCAUGUGCCUGUACUCCCAGAUACUGGGGAGGCUGAGGUGGGAGGAUCACCUGAAUUUGGGAAGUCAAGGCUGCAGUGAGCAGAGAUUAUGCCACUGUACUCCAGCCUGGACGACGAGAGUGAGACCCUGUCUCAAAAAAACAAAACAAAACAAAAGUGUUCCUCCUACUCGUUUUUUUUCCCCCCCAUUUAUAAUUGUUUCCUUAAAACAGGAUCUCACUCUGUCGCCCAGACUGGAGUGCAGUGGCACGAUUUCGGCUCACAUCCACCUCCACCUCCGAGGCUCAAGUGAUUCUCCUGCCUCAGCCUCCCAAGUAGCUGGGAUUACAGGCAUGCACCCCUACCACCUGGCUAAUUUUUAUAUUUUUAGUAGAGACAGAGUUUCACCAUGUUGGCCAGGCUGAUCUUAAACUCCUGACCUCAAAUGAUUCACCCGACUCGGCCUCCCAAAGUGCUAGGAUAACAGGCGUGAGCCACCGCACCUGAUCAACCUUUUGUUUUUAAUUGAAGUCUAACAUAUAUACAGUAAAGUGUACAAAUAAUCAUUAUGCAGCUUCUUGGAUUUUCACAAAGCAAGCCCAGGUCAAGAAAUAGAACAUCACCAGCACCCCAGAUAGCCCCUAUUAUUAUUAUUUUUUUUAUUUUUAUUUUUACUUGUUGAGACAGGGUCUUGCUAUGUCACCCAGGCUGGAGUGCAUUGAUGUGAUCAUGGCUCACUGCAGGCUUAACCUCUCAGGCCCAAGUAAUCCUCCCAUCGCAGCCUCCCAAGUAGCUAGGACCACAGGCAUACACCACCAAGCCCAGCUAAUUUUUAAAUUUUCUUGUAGAGAUGAGGUCUCACUGUGUUGCCCAGGCUGGUCUCCAACUCCUGGGCUCAAGGGGUUCUCCUGCCUCGGCCUUGCAAACUGCUAAGAUUACAGCCAUGAACCGCUGCAUCUGGCCUUACCAGGUAGCCCCUGUGAUACUGAAGAAAAGGAUUUUGUUCAGUCACUGGAGGAGAAUCGUUCUCUCUGUGUCUCCUGCCAGAUGAAAAUUAAGAAGCAUCUAUCCUAAUUGUAACUAAUAGCCAUCCUCAAACCAAGAGGAAUACCAGCUGUAGGAUGAAAAGAACAAUACUGGAGUUCAGAGUAAGGAGACAGAAAGAGCCUGACACCUUUUGAUGACAUUAUUGUUUGAACUGUGUCAACCAAAACUGAAAUGUACUUUCCCUCUGUACCCCAAUUACAUGAGCUUUUAAUUUCAUUAUUAAAUCUGAUUGAAUUGAUUUUUCUGUUUCUUGCAGCCAAAAGCAUUCAAUCUGAUACAAGCAGGUUAAAAUCUAUCAUUAUUUUAUUUCAUUGAUUUAGGUCAGAACUUGAAAUAGCUAACAUGUCUUUCUUUUUAAUUUUA
This is a messenger RNA of Pongo pygmaeus (Bornean orangutan), 8814 nucleotides long. RefSeq lists its product as uncharacterized. The record is from RefSeq and is a predicted model, not a curated record. The transcript is spliced from 2 exons. Lineage: Eukaryota; Metazoa; Chordata; Mammalia; Primates; Hominidae. The coding region runs from base 4507 to 5190 and encodes 227 amino acids.